GUCGCAAUCGUCAUCGAUCUUCUCCCUCCCGCUCUUUCAUUUCUGAUCACAAACCCUAAUCGCGAUUAUUAAUCAUAUACAAUACCAUCUAAGAUCAAACCCCCAACCUAAUUGGUCGAGUCGUCACUCCAUUUGUUUGAUUUGUGUCAAGUUAAUGUCGCGUUCGUUCAAAUCAAACAACCAGGGUGGAUGCACUGCCGCUGUUACUGGGAAUAACAAGCCUAGCGAAUCGUCAUGGGAUACUGUAUCUUGCAAUCUAUGGGUCGGGAAUUUGGCUGCCGAUGUUUCGGAUUCAGAUUUGAGGAAUCUCUUUGAGAAACACGGCUGUGUGGAAACCAUCACUUGUUAUCCGUCAAGGAAUUACGCGUUUAUUUACUUGAAGGGCGCUGAGGAUGCCAAGAGGGCUAGGGAUAACCUUCAAGGCGUGGUUCUACGUGGAAACCCGCUAAAGAUUGACUUUGCUAAACCGGCUAAACCCUGUAAGAGCUUGUGGGUUAGUGGUAUCAGUACUUCCAUAUUAAAAGAAGAUUUAGAAGAAGAAUUUUCUAAAUUUGGCAAAAUUGAGGAUUUUAAAUUCCAACGCGAUAAAAAUUCAGCGUACAUUGAUUAUUGUAGACUAGAAGAUGCAUCUAAGGCUCUUAAAGCUAUGCAUGGCAAGCAAAAAGGUGGGACCAUGAUUCGUGUGGAUUAUCUCAGAUCUCAUUCUAGAAGAUCUAACUAUGUCAUCAAUUUGUUUUGCAUGUACUUUUUGCUUGGCUUGAUCAAACAGGACCAGGGGCCUGAUUUCCAUGAACCGAAGGAAGGACAGCAUUACAGAAGUAUGGGUCUUGUUUCACCUUGGUUACCACAAGAUCCUGCUAGGAAUUACUCUGAUCCUCUUAAUUAUGGAUCCAAUAGACUGCAGCCUAUUCUGCCAUCAGAAGGUCUAAAAGGGGACAAGGAACAACCAAGUAAUGUUUUGCUUAUAUCAUAUCCUCCCGUUGUUCAUAUUGAUGAACAGAUGUUGCACAAUGCUAUGAUUUUAUUUGGUGAGAUUGAAAGGAUCAGAAGUUUUCCUUCAAGAUACUGCUCAUUCGUUGAGUUUAGAAGCGUGGAAGAGGCUCAGCUUGCCAAGGAGGGGUUGCAGGGAAAGCUUUUCAAUGAUUCUAGGAUAUCAAUUACGUUCAAAAUAAAUGAUGUCACACUGAACCAACAUCCUAAUGGAUUUCUUCCUGGUAUUGAAGGGCCAAGGCCUAAUUCAUUAUUUAACGAAGUUCCAUUCCAAGCAGCACAAUUGGAUGCAAUUGGUCUACCAAUAGUGCCAAAUAGCUUCCAUGGGCGUGCGGUUCCUCAUGGUGUUGGAGGACCAGUUACUUCUAUGCGACCUUUUGCUCCUCCUGGUAGCUUUGUACCUAUACUCCCAGGUCCAGAGUUUGGUGUGUCUGACCCUAAUCCUAACAAUCCAAUAGGUGGUCCUAAUUGGAGGUCUUCUCCUUCCAGUGGGAUGCUUUCUUCUCCUUCAGUAAGUAGGAAUCCAUCCACCAAGCCAACUCUUGGGUCAUGGGAUAUUUAUGAUGCAAGUCAAAUUCAACGGGAGCCCAAAAGGUUGAGAACUGGUGAUGCUGUGCCCUUAAAAGAAAAUAAUGAUCGGGUUUUGCCAACUGAUCAAAUAUGCAGAGGCGUUCCACAAGUUAAGGGUGUUGGUCCCUCAAACACAAGAUUCACAAGUAGAAAUCCUGACAUUGGUCGUCCACGUGCCGACUCUAUGUGGCGAGGCAUCAUUGCUAAGGGUGGAAUUCCUGUUUGUCAUGCACGCUGUGUUCCUGUUGGAGAUUGGAUUGGUUAUGAGAUCCCUGAAAUUGUAAAUUGCUCUGCUAGAACAGGAUUGGAUCUGCUGUCAAAACAUUAUGCAGAUGCUGUUGGUUUUGAUAUCAGUUUCUUCUUGCCUGAUAGUGAAGAGGAUUUUGCUUCAUAUACCGAAUUGCUACGGUACUUGGGUGACCAUAAUCGAGCUGGUGUUUCCAAAUUUGAUGAUGGGACCACUUUAUUCUUAGUCCCACCUUCUGAAUUUCUAACAACAGUUUUGAAGGUUUCUGGGCCUGAGCGGCUCUAUGGGGUUGUUCUUAAGUUCCCACAACAUGCUUCUGACAGCAUAUCUGGUCCCUCGAUAAGCCAGCCUCAGCAGAUUGAUAAAUUGCAGGUUCCUUCUCAAAAUGAGCAUGGUGUUGUGCCCAAGGAUGAGAAAAUGCUACAAAACACGUAUAGUGGUGUUUCACAUGAGUUACCAAGAUCCCAUCCAGAGCCGCUAGGUCCUAUAACUAGUAAUCCCCAGCCUGCAUAUCUUGUGCCACCAGUUACCUCUACUUGUACCACUCCGGCUGGACUUUCUUUAACACCUGAACUUGUUGCAACUCUGGCUUCUUUAGCCAAGAUAAAUUCUAAUGGCCUUCAACCAGGAGCUAAUACAGUGACAGGGUCACUACUGACUUCUGUUGCAUCUGAUGAAAGACAAUUUCAGGGACGAAAUGAACAUGAAACAUCCAAUUUAGCUGGACCUUAUGUACAACAAGUUGGCAGUACAUUUCAGUCACAGGCACAAAUCUUGCCGCAGCAUCAGCCUUAUCUAUCAAAUACAGUUGGUGCCCUUAAUUUGGCAGUUACCCAAGAAAGUCAUAUUCAAGGUCUUUCUUUCAAUAUGCCACACCAUGAGGCAGUGGCAUCUAUGACAAAUUCUAACAUUCAGACACCACAGGGUGUACAAUUUGCACUUCCCAUGCAGGCCACUCAGCAAUACCAACUCGAUUACUCACAGGAUAUGCACACCGACUCUGGUUUUCAAAAGAAUACAGAGGCUCCCUCCGUGAUUCAUCCUGGAUUUAAUGCUGUUACAUCCUCAGGCCAGCUAACCUCCUGCUUCAGAUACAUCAGAAGCGGCCUGGUGCUGAAGCAGGGGGAACGGACAGAAACCACUAAGGAGGUUCCUUUCAUCAAGGGCCAAAGCAGUUUAACGACUUGGUUUGGCUGGUGGAGACCGUGUGCUCUAAUGGUUUUACGUUUUUUAUACCUGAACCCGAAAACUUCUCUCUUUGUAUCGUACUUUGCUAAGAUUCUUUUCGUUCAUGAAUUUCUAAUGUUGCUAUUUUAUACCACUUCAAAGUAAAUGUGCAAAUUUGAUAUUUCA
Molecule: messenger RNA, 3160 nt
Organism: Cynara cardunculus var. scolymus (artichoke)
Lineage: Eukaryota; Viridiplantae; Streptophyta; Magnoliopsida; Asterales; Asteraceae
Product: flowering time control protein FPA-like
Exons: 7
Coding region: 155-3139 (994 amino acids)
Molecular function (GO): RNA binding
Source: RefSeq, a predicted model, not a curated record